AUGCCUCAACACGAGUAUACCCCACAGAAGUAUGUACCCAUUCAAACGAAUGGUUUCGGCGAAGGGAAGUCACAAUUUGCAUCCGAUGUGCAACUUGAGUCCACUGAUGGCGAUGCAAGCUUCCAAUUUACUUUCCAAGCAGUUCGUCCGGGACUCUUCCGAACAACUUUCUCUUCGAAAACUCAUCCUCUUCCUCCCCAUCCCAGUUGUCCUCGUCCCAAAACAGAUCUUGCUGGUCUCAAACCUAUCUCCGAAUCCACAGCCUCACAGAAGACAACCAUAGUUGGAGAUAUUAUAGCUACCAUUGAAUGGAGCGGCCCUCCGGUUGUCUCCUUGCAAUUCUCCGGCCAGAGCGCUGCAAUCCAUCGAGACCUCAACUUUCGAUCCUAUGUGGUGGAUUCCACCGGAAUUGCACAUUAUACACAAUACAAGAGGGACACAUUGCAUGUUGGCCUGGGCGAGAAAGCUGCACCUAUGAACCUAUCAAACAGGCAAUUCAUCCUCUCCGCAACAGAUUGCUUUGGAUACGAUGUCUAUAGAACCGACCCUCUCUACAAGCACAUCCCGCUUCUGAUUAAUGUAACCCCGGAAGGUUGUGUUGGUAUAUUCUCGACCUCUCAUAGCCGAGGAACGUACUCAGUUGGAGCGGAGAUUGAUGGACUCUGGGGACAUUUCAAGGUUUACCGGCAGGACUAUGGGGGUUUGGAAGAAUACCUAAUGGUGGGGAGGUCAAUCCAAGAUGUAAUCAGGAUAUAUGCAGAUCUUGUGGGAUACCCUAUGCUUGUUCCACGCUGGGCAUUUGGGUAUAUUGCUGGCGGUAUGAAGUAUUCGAUGGUGGAUGAGCCUCGGGCUUCUGAAGUGUUGAUGGACUUUGCUGCAAAACUCAAGAGGCAUGAUAUUCCUUGCUCGGCAUUUCAGAUGUCGUCUGGAUACACUGUUGCAGAAACAGAACCCAAGACUAGAAAUGUCUUUACAUGGAAUCGACACAGGUUUCCAGAUCCUGAAGGCUUCGUUUCCAAGUACCACGAUGAAGGUAUUCGCAUCAUUGCGAAUGUGAAGCCUUAUGUUCUCUCCAAUCACCCUGAGUAUGCCAAACUACUAUCAUCUGGUGCUUUCUUCACAGAUCCAAGAACCAAGAAAUCAGGAAUUGCUCGGCUAUGGAGUGCUGGUGGAGGUGAGAGUGGCGAAGGGGGCCAUAUUGACUUCACCUCCAAGGCUGGGUUUCAAUGGUGGUAUGAGGGUGUGAAGGCUCUCAGAAAGUGUGGCAUUGAAGGCAUUUGGAAUGACAACAACGAAUACACCAUUCCUGAUGAUGGUUGGCUGUGCGCUCUGGAUGGCGAUGAGCAAGAAACACCUAACAGCGGGAAGAGUAUUGGCCUCUGGGGAAGAAGUCUUCACACAGAGCUUAUGGGGAAGUCAUCUCAUCAUGCCUUGGUUGAGUUGGAGCCGGAAGUCAGACCUUUCGUUCUCACCAGAUCUGCUACUGCUGGAACAAUGAGAUAUGCUGCCAGUUCAUGGGGUGGGGACAAUGUGACAAGUUGGGAUGGGAUGAAAGGUGCGAAUUCGCUGUCGUUAAACGCCGGGAUUAGCUUGCUUCAAUGUUAUGGUCAUGACAUUGGCGGUUUUGAAGGUCCACAGCCGAGUCCAGAGCUUCUUUUGCGUUGGGUCCAACUAGGUAUCUACUCUCCUCGAUUUGCAAUCAACUGUUUCAAGACAGACGACAAUGAUAACACAAUUGGUGGUGUCAUCGAGCCAUGGAUGUAUCCUGAGAUUACCCCUCUCAUCCGCGACACGAUCAAGCGCCGCUACGAGAUCAUUCCAUACUUAUACUCCCUCAUGCUCGAGAGUCAUAUGUCAGCUUCUCCUCCUCAGCGUUGGAUUGGUCAUGGCUACGAAUCAGACCCAGAAGUAUGGACACCAAAAAACAUGUCUGGCGAGACUCAGUACUGGCUGGGAGAUACCAUUCUAGUGGGCGGGGUAUAUGAACCUGGAAAGACGACCACGAGAAUGUACCUUCCCUCCAAAGGUAGCACUGACGACGGCUAUAUUAAUCUCAACGCCCCAUACCAAUAUUUCAAAUCUGGCCAAUGGGCAGAGGUCAAAUCCGAGUGGAGAGAGAGUAUCCCUCUUCUGGCACGAGUUGGUGGUGGCAUCGUGGUCGGAAAGAAUAUCCAAACUCGAUCAACCGGAGAUCAUAGAUUCCCCUCACAUAAGGUUGUGGAAGAUGAUUAUCGUGCGGUUGAGAUCUUUCCAUUUGCAGGUGGCUCUAGCAGCACAUACUCGUACACUUGGUAUGAAGAUGACGGGAUAUCUUCUCGACCUGAGAUCUCAACUUUUACACUCCGGUACCAAUCCACUCCAGAUAAUAUUGUGGUAGAGUAUGACAAGUCGGGUAACUUCGUGCCUCUCUGGAAGGAUCUCGACAUUAUUUUGCCUAUGGGAGAUCAGAGAUCUGUUAUCUUGAGCGGCUCUGGGGCUAAGUGCGCGAAAGCUAUGGAGAGUCGUGAUCGACAGGUCUUCACGAUUCCUGCGGCAUAACUUAGAGCCUUUUCUCUAUUCAUUAUAGAUAUGUAGCGAGG
Molecule: messenger RNA, 2579 nt
Organism: Pseudogymnoascus verrucosus
Lineage: Eukaryota; Fungi; Ascomycota; Leotiomycetes; Thelebolales; Thelebolaceae
Exons: 2
Coding region: 1-2538 (845 amino acids)
Biological process (GO): carbohydrate metabolic process
Molecular function (GO): hydrolase activity, hydrolyzing O-glycosyl compounds; carbohydrate binding
Source: RefSeq, a predicted model, not a curated record